GGUUAGCUGUGAGAAAAUCUUUGACUUUUUGGGGAAAUCCAUUAGGCACUUGUGAUGCUGCACUGCUGCUUCCUGUAUUGAGGCUACACUCAGCCCCACACCCCGCACAGUACAUACGGAGAAGAGGGCUCCUGGGAUCCGCUCUUUUUUUACAAGGAAAACAGACCAGUUAUUUGUCCGGAAUAGAAGACUGUUGUCCAGUCAAAUCUGGAAAGGCAAAGGACCAUAUAUUCAAGAGGACGCAGUGAGGCGCUAUUUAAAGGACUGGGGCUAGCUAGUGUAUGCUAAAGUGGCUAAUGACUUGUAGCAGCAGGUAGAUUGCCUCAUAGACCACGCUAAAAGAUAUGUGUUCUUUGCUGUGCUUUUAGGUACACCGGGAAAUAUUUAAGCUUAUACAGAGCACCACGGCAUGGUCUAAAUUUAAAAAUAGUGGUCUGACAUGCUCCGGAAAGUAUACUUUUUUGCUAACGUGUGCUAGCCAAGUUACUAGCAGAAGAACGGUUCCUGUUGCUCUUUAAGAUUUUUCAACAGGGACACCAUCACAUCUCCUGCUGCCUUGUAUCGUGUAUUUAUGUUAGAAGGGUUGUCUGAGAAAGUGCUUGAACACAUCUGAAUAUGGCUCCGAAAAGAAGACCCGUUCCCCUAAACAUAACGCCCAUUGGGGAGGGACAGACCACUUCUAUUACCUGUGAUGCUGCAUCCGAAGCAAACCUCGAGGCCUUACAAAAGAAACUGGGUGAGUUGGAUUUGGAUGAACAACAGAAAAAACGCCUAGAAGCUUUUCUCACCCAGAAAGCCCAGGUUGGCGAGCUGAAAGAUGAGGAUUUUGAUCCUAUAUGUGAGCUGGGUGCUGGAAAUGGAGGAGUGGUCAACAAAGUCCGCCACAAACCCUCAAGUCUAGUCAUGGCAAGAAAGCUCAUCCAUUUGGAAAUUAAGCCUGCCAUCAGGAACCAGAUCAUCAGAGAGCUGCAGGUGCUGCAUGAGUGCAACUCUCCCUACAUUGUGGGCUUCUAUGGGGCCUUUUACAGCGAUGGGGAAAUCAGCAUCUGUAUGGAGCAUAUGGAUGGGGGAUCCUUGGACCAGGUCCUAAAGGAAGCUAGACGAAUCCCAGAAGAUAUUCUAGGAAAAGUUAGCAUAGCUGUAUUAAGAGGACUGGCCUACCUGCGCGAGAAACACCAAAUCAUGCACAGAGAUGUCAAGCCCUCCAACAUCCUGGUAAACUCACGUGGUGAGAUCAAGCUCUGUGACUUCGGUGUAAGCGGCCAGCUCAUAGAUUCCAUGGCCAACUCCUUUGUUGGGACCCGUUCGUACAUGUCGCCGGAGAGACUGCAGGGUACUCACUACUCUGUCCAGUCGGACGUGUGGAGCAUGGGUCUGUCACUGGUGGAGUUGGCCAUUGGCCGUUACCCUAUCCCCCCACCAGACGCUAAAGAGCUGGAGGCCAUCUUUGGACGAGCUGUUCUGGAUGGGGCAGAGGGAGAGAUUCACACCAACAUUCCGAGGCCUAGACCACCAGGCAGGCCAGUCAGCGGGCAUGGGAUGGAUAGCAGACCGGCUAUGGCCAUAUUUGAACUUCUGGAUUACAUUGUGAAUGAGCCACCACCAAAACUACCGCAUGGGGUGUUUACGAAUGAUUUCCAGGAUUUUGUAACAAAGUGUUUAAUCAAAAACCCAGCUGAAAGGGCUGACCUGAAAAUGCUUAUGAGUCACACCUUCAUCAAGCGGUCAGAAGUGGAGGAAGUAGAUUUUGCCGGCUGGUUGUGCCGCACCAUGAGCCUGAACCAGCCCAGCACUCCAACACGUGGCACUGAGUGAACAAAUAACACUGCCCUAAACACACUGGGUCUUGCUUUUAUACAUAAGCAUCUGCCGACAUAAGCCUUCACUCACAUUGGCUCUUUUUAAAAGUCUAAUUAUGGGUUAAAAUUGCUUUGGUUUCCCUUCUGUUUGUCACCUAUAGGGCCCAUCUAUCUGUUGUACUGUAAGACCACAGCUUCACCAUGCCAGUGUCAGAGUAGUCACUGCUCAUGUUUCCACAUUGCUAAGGAUGUAAAGCACUUAAGGGCUGUCAGUGUGUCAGCUGAUUUGCAUUUAUUGACAAAGAUCUUUUUGUAUUGUUGAAUAUUCUGUAUUGAUCUUUUCUAUGGCUACCAUUGAUUACUUGUUAUUUUAAUAAAUUACGUGCUACAGAGAAAUGUUUGGCUGAGAAUGACAACAAAUCAAAACAAAAUUGGAUUACAAAUUGGAAAUUAUUUUUACUGAUCUUAUCUACUUACCUUUUUAGGUUUCAAUCCCCUUAACUAGUGUCAAUAAAUUUCACAAAUUGGCAAAUGCUUGAUAAUGUUUAAAGAUCAUGUUGUAGACUAUUCUCAAACCAAAGAGGGUACUAAUAUGUCUGACUAAUGCAGCUUUGCCAUUCACAUUUCUGAACAGUAUCGCUGUACUUUGAAUGUUGUCAUUGGAGUCUUUUAUAAUGCUUAAUGCUCAUUCGUUUUCUUUGACAUGCAAUUGAUUUCAGCAUAGCAUACAUGUGGCAAAUGCUGUGCAGGCCUGUGUUGGUCUGAAUGUUAACACUCAUAAAACCAAGUCGGAUUCAUUCAAGAGAAGAUCUAGCAUGGCUUAUUAUAUUUGUAUGUGUAUUUUUUGAUUUUUCAGAUCACAAUAGAGAUGAUCCGAAGCCCAAGUCUCUGCAAUUUCAAUGUCAAUUUGAAAUUUCUUUAAUUAUUAUUUUAUUGUGAUGUUUGUUAUUUUUAUUUACUGUAAAGCUACUUGUUGCUCUCCAAGCUUUCUUUUGGGAUCUUACCUGGAAAGAUCUGCUCUUUAAAA
Messenger RNA from Periophthalmus magnuspinnatus, 2826 nucleotides. RefSeq names its product mitogen-activated protein kinase kinase 2a (gene map2k2a). The transcript is spliced from 12 exons. Gene Ontology annotation, molecular function: ATP binding; protein kinase activity. The coding region runs from base 616 to 1815 and encodes 399 amino acids. The record is from RefSeq and is a predicted model, not a curated record. Lineage: Eukaryota; Metazoa; Chordata; Actinopteri; Gobiiformes; Gobiidae. Gene Ontology annotation, biological process: protein phosphorylation.